Molecule: messenger RNA, 858 nt
Organism: Trichoderma asperellum CBS 433.97
Lineage: Eukaryota; Fungi; Ascomycota; Sordariomycetes; Hypocreales; Hypocreaceae
Molecular function (GO): metal ion binding; oxidoreductase activity
Source: RefSeq, a predicted model, not a curated record
AUGACAUCUGCUCACAAGUCUGGCAGUCCCAUUCAGAAAGCGUCUCCUUCACCAGCCUCUCACACCUCUCACGCCUCUCACGCCUCUCACGCCUCUCACGCCUCUCAUACUUCUCACGCCUCUCGGCAUUCUCAUCACUCUCACCACUCUCGCUCUCUUCGCCGUCGUCGUCGUCGUCGCAGCCGUCGCUCGUCCCAUUCUGCCGCUCCAAAGCCUGAAUCGCCUCGAGUCGUGCUCGGCCACGGCGCCAUCGCUCGUCUGCCAACAGAGCUCAACAAGCUCUGUCUUUCCUGCCCACUCAUCAUCUGCAGCCCGUCUCGCCUUUCGCUUGCGAAUCGCAUCCGCUCCCUCUUGCCCAAUUUCGACGCCUACAUCAUAGAUUCAGAUACGCGCCCAGGCUCGGCCAUUUUAUUCGGUCGCGACUCUGUAAUCAGCGUUGGAGGGCCUCGAGCCGUCGAAAUGGCGAAACGAAUCAGCUUGAAGAUGACCAUUCCGCAUGUUUGCAUUCCGACAACGCAUACCGGGGCGGCUGAUGACCUUUCCCCGUGUAGGGACCAGCAGAUGGCUUGUGACAGUCCUACAAAUUUUGAAGAGGAGGAUAGUGAUGCAUGCGGUAAUAGUAAGAACAAGAUGCUGCCGACGGUGAUCAUAUACGACGAAAGAUUCACGGGGAGCCAUACAAGGCGAUUUUCUGCCCCAUCAGGAGUCUUUGAUGGCACUGAUGGCGAUGUUAGUGACGAAGUUGAAGCCGAUACUAGUGCAGCCUAUGUUACCACAGCUGCUGUUAACAAAACGGAAUGGAGAUCUGCUAAGAGCAGCACCGCUCAGUGGAGCUAUCUCAAUCUUCCUGGAGUCUGA